AUGGACGUCAGUGCUUACUGCCCUGGUGGCUUCGCCAUUGCUAUAUUCCAACUAGAUUUGCAAGGCAAUUCUCUAAUUACAUGA
This is a messenger RNA of Blumeria graminis f. sp. triticale, 84 nucleotides long. NCBI's taxonomy places the organism in Eukaryota, Fungi, Ascomycota, Leotiomycetes, Helotiales, Erysiphaceae. The record is from the annotation of a GenBank genome assembly.